Messenger RNA from Spodoptera frugiperda (fall armyworm), 2709 nucleotides. It is a transcript of the gene Grip75, whose product is annotated as gamma-tubulin complex component 4. The record is from RefSeq and is a predicted model, not a curated record. Gene Ontology annotation, cellular component: centrosome; gamma-tubulin complex; equatorial microtubule organizing center. Gene Ontology annotation, biological process: cytoplasmic microtubule organization; spindle assembly; mitotic cell cycle. Bases 231 to 2225 code for a protein of 664 amino acids. NCBI's taxonomy places the organism in Eukaryota, Metazoa, Arthropoda, Insecta, Lepidoptera, Noctuidae. Gene Ontology annotation, molecular function: gamma-tubulin binding; microtubule minus-end binding. The transcript is spliced from 12 exons.
ACUGUUCCUGCAUUUGAAUUAAAUUUUCUAAAUAAUUAUUAUUCAAAAUAAAUACUUAUAAUAUAUAGAUUAGACCAUCCUACCUAGUUUUUCGUGAAUGUUUGUGUUUAUUGUGUAAUUUAAUAAAUUGGAAACUGUAUUAUGUUGUACACAAUAAUAACAUCUGCAUAACUGCAUAAAACUAAUUGGAAAAAUAUUACUUUAAAAGGAGUAAAUACUAAAGAACAAAGAUGAUUCACGACGCGCUUUUAAUCCUAUGGGAUUGCUCACAUGCUGUAGAAAAACAGAAAGAAGUUGUAACAUACGCCAACCAAGGAGACCCAGAAAUAUUUGCCAGAAUAACUGAUGUAGCCAAGAGUCACCAUAAAAUCCAACAUUUUGUUGAAGCCACUGGAUUCCGCUCCAGAAAGUCUAAUAUGGGUCUCAAGCUAUGUGGCCUAUACUCUCAAGCUCUCAGCGAGGGCUUUUCAGAAGUUCUACAGUCAUACAAAAAAGACCUAAUGGAGGUGGAAGGCUUAGUAAUUGGGAACCAUAACUACACUUUAUCAUUUGUAUACAGCUACGUAGAGAAGUACCGCGGACUGUUUAACACUUUAAAUAAGAUUAUUUCUACAAUUGAGCAACGGAAACUAACUGGUUGCCAGAUAUUGAGCUUACUGCACCAGUACAUUUUGAAUGGCAGUGAAAAAGUUCGAGAAGCAAUUUUGAGAAUAUUUUCCUGUGUGAACAAAGUAUUUGUGAAUCAAUUGUGCACCUGGCUCCUGUACGGAGAACUGAAGGAUCCGUACCAUGAGUUCUUUAUACUGAACAAUCAGGUGCAAGACCCUUCAGAUACAUUUCUGUCUUGCCCGUCCUCCACUAAUACGUGUGAGAAAUCCCUUGUUUCUACUCUUCAAGACACGACCCUGGAAUGUGGAUAUACUCUCAACACCAGUAUGAUUCCAUACUUUGUGCCUCUGUCCCUUGCACAGGAGAUUUUGUUCAUAGGCAAAACUAUUAUAUUGUUUGGCUUUGAUCCUAAAAAAGAGAAGAAGAAUAGCUCUUUUGUUGCUAGCCGGACUUUGAUGCCUUUGCAGAAGUGUGGGGUGGAAUCUAGAAGAUUUACAAUUUGGGAAGACAAGGAAGCAGAAUUUCAUGAGAAGUUGCAGAAACUCAAGGACCCAGAAGUGUUUGAAGUUUGCAAUCUGAGAGGAGUUAUCAGGGAGAUAAAGGAAUGUGUCACUAGGCACCUCUGGACAGUGGCAGUAGAGGAAGCGCAAUUGAUACACGAACUGAAACUGAUGAAAGACUUCUACCUGCUCGGUCGAGGGGAACUGUUCCUGGAGUUGCUGCGGCUCACGGCCCACAUGCUCGACAAGCCUACCGCCAGGACUUCUACUAGAGAUAUGAACCACGCGUUCCAGUUGGCAGCAAGAGCGGUGUUGCUCAGUAACAGUGCGGAUAUUGAGAAGUUUAGCUUCGAGCUGCCGUACGUGAAGCCCAACGUGUCGGCUAACACGAGCAUUGAGGACGAUAGUAGCACUGUGGCAGACGGCUGGUCCAGUAUAAUUCUGAAGUAUGACUUCAAAUGGCCCCUACACCUCUUGUUCACGCCAGAAGUACUAGCUCGGUACAACGACAUGUUCCGCCUUUUACUGAGAAUCAAGAAGACACAACAUGACCUGCAUGCGCUUUGGAAAACGUAUAAACAGUCUACAAGCUUCAAAAUGUGCCAACUACACAACAAAUUGAUGUUCCUGAUGGACAAUCUCCAACACUACAUGCAAGCAGACGUACUGGAGACCAACUUCUCCCGCCUCAUGGACGCCGUGAACAAAACCAACGACUUUGAGAAGCUUAAGAAGGCACACGCUAACUUCCUAGCUGAUGUGCUCAGCCAGUCGUUUCUUACUGUUACUUCUUCGGGUGAGAGUGACAGUUCAGACCUGACGGACUCGCUGAACAAUCCAGUGUUCUGCAAUAUCAUGGAGCUGCUGAAGCUGUGUCACUCGUUCUGCGGGAUGAACGACACGGUCGAUGACAAGGAGGCCGAGGACUAUUACAUCAAGGGAUAUUCUGAUCGAUUCAGCAAGCUAGUGAAACAAUUAAUGCAGUUACUAGUCUCUCUCCGCGACCGUCCGUGUGGUGUGUACCUCGCGAGACUUCUAAUGAGACUGGACUACAAUCGGUGGCUAAGCGGAGAAGCGCAGUUGACGCAAUCUGUCACCAAUAUGCUGCGGUACUAGCACUAGGUAUUGGGAAAAUGUAAAUGAAAGAAAAGUAUGUAUUUCCUCAUGUUAUAUCCAAGGAUUUUGGAUAUAAUCAGUGCCUUUUGAAAGACAUGAGAUUUCUUUCAUGGCCAUUUGCAAGAGUUGAUUUCAUACGUCCUUGAAGAUUAGUCCUAGAUCACUGCAUCAAUAAUAUUGUGACUAAAACUAAAAUGAUGUAUUAUGCCUAUGAUAUCUAGCAGAACACAUAAAACAAAAUUAAAAUAUGAAAUUAAUCACCAUCUAAUAAUGAAUACUGCAAAAGGCAAAAUGUGCCUAUGGAGAUCAAAAGCGACGCUAACGCCCUCUAGGAUAGCAGAGAGUUAAAACUACUAUGAAUAACUGUUGCACGAUUGCACAUGUCUGUCACUCACACAGCAUAGAUAGUUAGCGAUAAUCUCCAAUAUGAAUCUAAUGUACCAUUUGUUAUUUAUAUAAAUAAAACACUAAAAUAUUAUAAUUA